Messenger RNA from Tachyglossus aculeatus (Australian echidna), 1698 nucleotides. RefSeq names its product carboxylesterase 3-like. NCBI's taxonomy places the organism in Eukaryota, Metazoa, Chordata, Mammalia, Monotremata, Tachyglossidae. The transcript is spliced from 13 exons. The record is from RefSeq and is a predicted model, not a curated record. The coding region runs from base 1 to 1698 and encodes 565 amino acids.
AUGUCUCAGAAACAGAUUUUCCUGCUGCAGGUCCUGGUUUGGGCUGCUUGCCUUCUCAUGAUCCCAGCGGAAGCAGGAUGUGUGACUGGGCAGCUGGAAUUAGUGACCCAAGGGAGUCUCCAGGGGAAACAAGUAGCUGUGAAGGGAACGGACCGUCGUGUGGAUGUUUUCCUGGGAAUCCCAUUUGCCAAGCCCCCAGUGGGGCCCCUGAGAUUCUCUCCCCCGCAACAUGCUGAGUCCUGGGAUGGAGUUAGAGAUGCCACAGCCUUCCCACUGAUCUGCUUACAGGACUUGGAGAUGAUGAGAAGAUUGAAAGAGCUUAUGGAUAUAAAAGAGGACUUGCUACCAACUUCAGAAGACUGCCUAUUCCUCAAUGUUUACACCCAGGCCUGCUGUGCAGAAAGGAAGGACAAGUUACCCGUGAUGGUCUGGAUUCACGGAGGAGGAUUGAAGUUAGGAGGGGCUUCGCUGUUUGACGGAUCAGUGCUGUCUGCCUACGAGGAUGUGGUGGUGGUAUCAAUCCAGUACAGACUUGGGAUCCUGGGAUUCUUCAGCAUAGGGGAUGAGCAAGUGCCCGGCAACUGGGGAUUUCUGGACCAAGUGGCCGCCCUGCAGUGGGUCCGAGACAGUAUUGCUUCUUUUGGAGGAGACCCCAGCUCUGUGACCAUCUUUGGAGAGUCUGCAGGAGGAGUCAAUGUUAGCGCACUUGUUUUGUCCCCUUUGUUCACAGGCUUGUUCCACAGAGCUAUCUCUCAGAGCAGGGUCUCCAUCUUCCCUGGCAUAGUUACUGCUCACCCUGAAGCUGUUGCCAAUAUUAUUGCUAAUCUGACUGGAUGUGAAGCAGCUAGUAUGGCUGAGACAGUUGAGUGCCUGAGGAAAAAGGCAGUGAAGGAGGUGGUUUUGACUGUUCAACAACAACAGCAUCUCCCUCUUGGAACUGCCUCAGUGGAUGGUAUCUUUUCCCCUAAGGCCCCAGAAGAGCUCUUGAGACAGCAAGAAUUCAACAGAAUCCCCUAUUUAAUUGGUACCAAUAACCAUGAGUUUGGCUGGUUAUUGCCAAUGGCCAUGAACUUUUCUGGACUGAAAGAGGGAAUGACUAGAGAAACUAUUCUAUCCACACUAAAGUCUGUAAGAGUCAUAUUGGACAUUCCCUCUGAGUUGGUGCAUUUGUUAGCUACUGAGUAUCUGGGCAAUGAAGAGGAUCCACUUGCUCUAUGGGAUGCCUUUCUGGACUUGAUGGGAGAUAGAAUCUUCAUAAUAACAUCUCUCAAAAUAGCCCAGUACCACAGAGACGCUGGUGCACCAGUCUACUUUCAUGAAUUUCAGCAUCGACCAAGUUUUUUCAGCAAAAUCAAACCUGAUUAUGUGAAAGCCGAUCAUGGGGAUGCAAUCACCUUUGUCUUUGGAGGUCCCUUCGUGGCCAAUGAGAGCUUCCUAUUUGCUUUUCCAGAGGCCAGCGAGGAGGAGAAACAGCUGAGCAAAACAAUGAUGCGAUACUGGGCGAACUUUGCUAGGACUGGAGACCCUAAUGGAAAAGGGCUGUUCCACUGGCCCCUCUUUGACCUGACCGAAUCAUACCUGGAACUAAACUUGACCACAGAGAUCGGGAAGAAACUGAGAGGUACCAGGAUGGUGUUUUGGAUGAAGAUUCUUCCUGAAGCAAUCUGGAGGUAUCAAGAAGGGAAGAAGGAGCUGUAA